UGUAAUUUUACUACCAUGAAAAUUGAUAACUUGGUGUUUGUGUUUCAAAUAUUACUUUUACAGGAUCGAUGGUGAAUGAGAUUCAAGGACAAACCAUGUGUCAUGAGAUUUUACCAGAAACAGAUUGUGGUGUUGGCUCGUGUACCGCUUUGUGCUUACAAUUAUGGAGAGGAACCGGCAAGUGUGUUAGAACAAAUGAUCGACGCUUAAUAUGCCUCUGCAAUUUUGAAUGCAUAGUUUGAAUUUUUCACUUAAUUUUGAAAUUUAUAAAUCAC
Molecule: messenger RNA, 275 nt
Organism: Arabidopsis lyrata subsp. lyrata
Lineage: Eukaryota; Viridiplantae; Streptophyta; Magnoliopsida; Brassicales; Brassicaceae
Product: putative defensin-like protein 126
Exons: 1
Coding region: 69-242 (57 amino acids)
Source: RefSeq, a predicted model, not a curated record